AUGGACAAAGAAAAUAAUUCUGCAGUGACAAAUUUCAUCCUUGAAGGGUUAACAGACAGGCCAGAGCUCCAGAUUCCCCUCUUACUCCUAUUCUUGAGCAUCUAUGUUGUCACUAUUAUGGGGAACCUGGGCAUGAUCACACUGAUUGGUGUCAGUUCUCACCUGCACACUCCCAUGUACUACUUACUUAGCAGUUUGUCUUUCAUUGAUGUCUGUCAUUCCACUGUAAUAACCCCCAAGAUGUUGGUGAAUUUUGUGUCAGAGAAGAACAUUAUCUCCUACAACGGGUGCAUGACUCAACUCUAUUUCUUCCUCAUUUUUGUAAUUGCUGAGUGUCAUAUGUUGGCAGCUAUGGCAUAUGACCGCUAUGUUGCCAUCUGUAGCCCCUUGCUAUAUAAUGUCAUCAUGUCCCAUCAGGUCUGCAUUUGGUUAGUGGCUGGUGUAUACAUAAUGGCCUUUAUUGGUGCCACAGCUCACACAGGCUGCAUGCUUAGAGUGUUCUUCUGUAAGGACCUUGUCAACCAUUAUUUCUGUGAUCUCAAUCCUCUUCUAGAGAUCUCUUGCUCCAGCACUUAUGUUAAUGAAGUGCUAGUUCUUUGCUUCAGUGCAUUUAAUAUCCUCACCCCAACUCUGACCAUUCUUAGCUCUUAUGUCUUCAUCAUUGCCAGUAUCCUCCGCAUCCGCUCCACUGAUGGAAGGUCCAAGGCUUUCAGCACCUGCAGCUCCCACAUGACAGCUGUUGGUAUCUUCUUUGGCUCAGCUGCAUUUAUGUAUCUCCAGCCCUCUUCAGUCAGCUCCAUGGAACAAGCUAAAGUAUCCUCUGUGUUUUACACAAUCCUUGUUCCCAUGUUGAACCCCCUAAUCUACAGCCUGAGGAACAAGGAUGUCAAAGUUGCCAUGAAGAAAUUCGUAGAAAGAAGAUGGUUUCAGUGA
Messenger RNA from Monodelphis domestica (gray short-tailed opossum), 933 nucleotides. Its product is annotated as olfactory receptor 8G1-like. Gene Ontology annotation, molecular function: olfactory receptor activity; G protein-coupled receptor activity. Gene Ontology annotation, cellular component: membrane. NCBI's taxonomy places the organism in Eukaryota, Metazoa, Chordata, Mammalia, Didelphimorphia, Didelphidae. The record is from RefSeq and is a predicted model, not a curated record. Gene Ontology annotation, biological process: G protein-coupled receptor signaling pathway.